AUGAAUAUUUCAUCUAAAGAAAUUAACUUAAUACAACAAAUACAUAAUCGUGUUCACAAUUUAAAUAUGGAUUUACCAGCAAUUACUGUUGUAGGAUCACAAUCCAGUGGCAAAUCUUCAGUACUUGAAUCUUUAAUAAAUGUAGACAUAUUACCACGCGGGACAAAUCUCGUUACAAGAUGUCCGAUUAUAUUGCAUCUAAAAAAAGCAGUUAAAGAAGAAUGUGUUGAAAUUGAUAAGAGAAAGUAUCUUUUAAAAAAAAAUAAUCAAUUGAUUAAAAAUAAAAUACUUAAAAUGAUGGAUAAAAUAUGCGGAACUGAUAAGGAAAUAUCUUCGAAUUCUAUUGUUAUAGAUAUAUGGCUUUUAGAAACUUUAGAAUUUACAAUUAUUGAUCUUCCUGGUAUCACAAAAGUAGCUAUCGGUAAACAAUCGGAAGAUAUUGAAAUAAAAAUAUUAAACAUAAUUCGAGAAUAUAUUACAUCAAAAAACACGAUUAUUUUAGCUAUUAUUAAUUCAAAUAUAGAUAUUUCUAAUAGUGAAGCUUUGAAAAUAUGUAAAGAAGUUGAUCCGAAUUUUUCUAGAACUAUCGGUGUUUUAACUAAAAUUGAUUUAAUGGACAAGGGCACUGAUUGUAUUUCCAUUUUACAGAAUACUGUUUAUCCAUUAAAAUUGGGAUAUGUCGGUGUGAUUAAUAGAUCUCAACAAGAUAUUAAAAAUAAUAUCAAUGUACAAAAUUUUAAAAAUCGUGAAAAAGCUUUCUUUGCAAAUAGUGUUUAUAAAAAUCUAGAUAACACGGGGUGUUUAUAUUUGCUUAAUAGAAUAUCAUUACUGUAUCAAAAUAAAGUCAAGGAAAUACUUCCGAAAUUAGAAGAAAAUUUAAAAAUAAAAUUGAAAGAAUUGCAAAGCGGAACAUACGUAGAUACUUUUAUUUUGAGAUAUAAAUAUCAAUUAGUUCUUAAUAAACUUAUUUCUACAGAUAAAAAAGUUACUGAUAUUUUUUUUUUUGAUAGUAAUAAUAUAAUUUAUGAUUUGUUGAUGUUUAAAAAUUUAAAAGUAACAUACGAUUUUUCAAAUAUCAAAAGUAUGAUUGCUACUGACUUAAGUAUAUUUAUUAAUGAUAAUCUUUUAUUUUCAUUAAUAAAAUUUAAUAUGCAAAAUAUUAAAAAUAAUAUUAUUACUUUACAAAAUCAAUAUAAAAAAAUUUUACUGGAUAAAAUUCGAAAGAUUUAUAGUGAUAAAUUUCCUGAGGUUUGUAAAGUAUUUAAUGAAUGUAUAAUAGCAGAAAUUGACAAAUGGGACAUAGAUUAUAAAUUAUCAGAAUAUGUAGAUGUAUUAAGUAAUGUUAUUGGAAACACAGAUUUAUUUUUUAAAAAUGCUGUUACGACAAAUUUAUUUGGAACACACCUUUACUUUAAAGGAAGUAGUAAAGAAGAUAUUUUGAAAGAAUUUACUAGAAUGUAUUUAGAUAAGCAGGUCAAUAACAUUAUAGAAUAUUCACUAAAGCUUAAUUUUUAUAAAAUAAAUGAACUGAUAGAAAAAACUGGCAUGGAAUGUAUCAGUAAAGUUAAUAUUGAAGGAUUAGAAGAAAUGAAUAGAUACCUAAAAGACGUUGUUAAUAGAAAUGAAGAUUCUAAAAAUAUUUUAGAAGCAAUUAAUUUAUUAAGAAACAAUAUAACUACUGAUAUCUAA
Vairimorpha ceranae is the source of this 1689-nucleotide messenger RNA. Its product is annotated as dynamin. The record is from RefSeq and is a predicted model, not a curated record. The transcript has a single exon. Bases 1 to 1689 code for a protein of 562 amino acids. NCBI's taxonomy places the organism in Eukaryota, Fungi, Microsporidia, Nosematidae. Gene Ontology annotation, molecular function: GTPase activity; GTP binding.